Messenger RNA from Metschnikowia bicuspidata var. bicuspidata NRRL YB-4993, 1417 nucleotides. RefSeq names its product H(+)-transporting V1 sector ATPase subunit D (gene VMA8). Gene Ontology annotation, cellular component: vacuolar proton-transporting V-type ATPase complex; fungal-type vacuole membrane. The transcript has a single exon. Gene Ontology annotation, molecular function: proton-transporting ATPase activity, rotational mechanism. Gene Ontology annotation, biological process: vacuolar acidification. NCBI's taxonomy places the organism in Eukaryota, Fungi, Ascomycota, Pichiomycetes, Serinales, Metschnikowiaceae. The coding region runs from base 68 to 1033 and encodes 321 amino acids. The record is from RefSeq and is a predicted model, not a curated record.
UGACAAUAGACUUUAUCAUCCUGUAAGCAGCUCCGUGAACGCCAGUUUCUUCCCCCUACUAUACAUAAUGUCUGGUGCUGGAAACAGGGAGCAAGUCUUCCCAACGCGGAUGACGUUAGGAUUAAUGAAGCUGAAGUUAAAAGGUGCUCAACAGGGUCAUUCGCUCUUGAAGAGAAAAUCCGAGGCAUUGACAAAGAGAUUUAGAGACAUCACACAGCGAAUUGAUGACGCGAAGCGCAAAAUGGGCCGUGUUAUGCAAACUGCUGCAUUUUCUUUGGCUGAGGUUCAAUAUGCGACUGGUGAUAACAUUUCGUAUCAGGUGAUUGAGAGUGUUCAAAAGGCUAGAUUUCAGGUUCAGGCUAAGCAGGAAAACGUUUCCGGUGUGUAUUUACCUGCUUUUGAAAGCCACGUGAAUGAGGAUAUCAAUGAUUUUAAGAUGACUGGUUUGGGCAGAGGUGGUCAGCAGGUACAGAAGGCAAAAAUGGUGUAUACGAAAGCAGUGGAGACAUUGGUUGAGCUUGCUUCGUUGCAAACUGCUUUCAUUAUUUUGGACGAGGUUAUCAAGGUGACAAACAGAAGAGUCAAUGCCAUUGAGCACGUUAUCAUCCCUCGAACGGAGAACACCAUCAGUUACAUCAACUCCGAGUUGGACGAAUUGGACAGAGAGGAGUUCUAUCGGUUGAAGAAGGUGCAAGAAAAGAAACAGGAAGCUGUGGCUGCAGAAGAAGCCGAGGAAUUGGAAAAGAAAUUGAAUGCCGAGGCAGAAGACGAAGAUGCCAGCGACGAUGGUGAAGCCAAUGGUGUAGAGGAGGAUAAUGUCACUCCAGUUGCCGGGGAACCAGAGAUUGUCGAGAAUUCUGCCGAGAAAACCUCAGCUUCAGUUAGUGGCGGCAAAAAGAAAAAGAACAAGAAGAAGAAGAAGAAGGCUGCUACCACCCAGCCCAGCGAGGAGCAAAUUCUCGAGGACGUUAACAAAUUGGCUGUGGGCGAUGGUGAUGUGUUGCAGGAUAACGAAGAGGAUGUCAUUUUCUGAGCAAAUAUCCACACCCUUUCAUUUGUUCGCAUGGUAUCAUUUAAUUCUCCAUUCUCCUUCUCUUAGAAAUAUUUAGACUGCGUAUAUGUCUCUGGGACACCCCAUAUCAAAGACUUUAUCUCAAGACACGCGUCACUACUUUUUAAAGUAACUGAGUAACAGGGGUACUUCAUACUUUCGCUGGAACAAAUGAUAAAGAGAAUAACUAAUUUCGAAAUCAAUCCAUCUUUAAUUCUAGAAUCAAUAAACCAAUUGAUGAAGAUAGAUAUUAGGUUAGAUUAGACUUAUGAUUACGUUCAUCUUUCUAGCGAGAAACAAAAGCAAACACCUUUUUCCAGAACAAAACUUCAAUGAGGUGACUAACUCAUUAAAUAUAUAAAGGUC